This is a messenger RNA of Mustela lutreola (European mink), 2140 nucleotides long. It is a transcript of the gene ATIC, whose product is annotated as 5-aminoimidazole-4-carboxamide ribonucleotide formyltransferase/IMP cyclohydrolase. Gene Ontology annotation, molecular function: phosphoribosylaminoimidazolecarboxamide formyltransferase activity; IMP cyclohydrolase activity. The record is from RefSeq and is a predicted model, not a curated record. Gene Ontology annotation, biological process: 'de novo' IMP biosynthetic process. Gene Ontology annotation, cellular component: cytosol. Lineage: Eukaryota; Metazoa; Chordata; Mammalia; Carnivora; Mustelidae. The coding region runs from base 227 to 2029 and encodes 600 amino acids. The transcript has 15 exons.
CCCCCCCUCCCGUCAGCCCCCGGGCGUCCCGAGUCCGCAAUGGCGGCGCCGAGCGGUGCAGCGUGACUAGGAGUCCCGCGGCCCGUUGGCUUUUGCUGGGCUUGCGGGUGUGUGACCCGGGAGGAGGCCCCAACCUGGGCCUGGCCACUGUGGGUCGCCGUGAUGGCCUCGAGAUUCGCGACUGUCCUCCCUUCCGCCCCCACCACCCAAGGCCUUGUAGGUCUUCAUGUCCUGUACUGCGAGUGAUGAGGAAAAAUGUCUUGUUUCAGCCUUAUUUAGUGUCUCUGACAAAACGGGCCUCGUGGAAUUUGCCAGAAACCUAACUUCUGUUGGUUUGCAUCUGAUCGCCUCUGGAGGGACUGCGAAAGCUCUGAGGGAGGCGGGCCUGGCAGUCAGAGAUGUCUCUGAGCUGACGGGAUUUCCUGAAAUGUUAGGGGGGCGUGUGAAAACCUUGCAUCCUGCCGUCCAUGCUGGAAUCUUGGCUCGUAAUAUCCCAGAAGAUAAUGCUGACAUGGCCAGACUUGAUUUCAGUCUUAUAAGAGUUGUCGUCUGCAAUCUGUAUCCCUUUGUGAAGACAGUGGCUUCUCCAGAUGUAACUGUUGAACAGGCUGUUGAGCAGAUUGAUAUUGGCGGAGUAACCCUACUGAGAGCAGCAGCCAAAAACCAUGCUCGGGUGACAGUAGUAUGUGAACCCGAGGACUAUGCAGCUGUGUCCACAGAGAUGCAGAGCUCCGACAGCAAAGACACCUCCUUGGAGACCAGACGUCAGUUAGCCUUGAAGGCCUUCACUCAUACGGCACAAUAUGAUGAAGCAAUUUCAGAUUACUUCAGGAGACAGUAUAGUAAAGGAAUAUCUCAGAUGCCUUUGAGGUAUGGAAUGAACCCUCAUCAGACUCCUGCCCAGUUAUACACGCUGAAGCCCAAGCUUCCCAUCACAGUUCUAAAUGGAGCCCCUGGAUUUAUAAACUUGUGUGAUGCUUUGAAUGCCUGGCAGCUGGUGAAGGAACUCAAAGAAGCUUUAGGCAUUCCAGCUGCUGCCUCUUUCAAACAUGUCAGCCCAGCAGGUGCUGCUGUUGGAAUUCCACUCAGUGAAGACGAGGCCAAAGUCUGCAUGGUCUAUGAUCUGUAUAAAACGCUUACACCCAUAUCAACUGCAUAUGCAAGAGCAAGAGGGGCUGAUAGGAUGUCUUCAUUUGGUGACUUUGUUGCAUUAUCUGAUGUUUGUGAUGUUCCUACUGCCAAAAUUAUCUCCAGAGAGGUAUCUGAUGGUAUUGUUGCCCCAGGAUAUGAAGAUGAAGCUUUGAAAAUACUUUCUAAAAAAAAAAAUGGAAACUACUGUGUUCUUCAGAUGGAUCAGUCCUACAAUCCAGAUGAAAACGAAGUUCGAACUCUCUUUGGUCUUCGUUUAAGUCAGAAGAGAAAUAAUGGUGUCAUUGACAGGUCAUUAUUUAGCAACGUUGUGACCAAGAAUAAAGAUUUGUCAGAGUCUGCGCUCAGAGACCUCAUUGUAGCCACCAUUGCUGUGAAGUACACGCAGUCUAACUCCGUGUGCUAUGCCAAGAAUGGUCAGGUUAUUGGCAUUGGAGCAGGACAGCAGUCUCGAAUACACUGCACACGCCUUGCAGGGGAUAAAGCAAAUUAUUGGUGGCUUAGACAUCAUCCACAAGUCCUUUCAAUGAAGUUUAAAACUGGAGUGAAGAGAGCAGAAAUCUCCAAUGCCAUUGAUCAGUAUGUUACUGGAACCAUUGGCGAGGAUGAGGAUUUGAUAAAGUGGAAGGCAUUGUUUGAAGAAGUGCCUGAAUUAUUAACUGAAGCAGAGAAGAAGGAAUGGGUUGACAAACUUAGUGAAGUUUCUCUCAGCUCUGAUGCCUUCUUUCCUUUCAGGGAUAAUGUAGACAGAGCUAAAAGGAGCGGUGUGGCCUACAUUGCUGCUCCUUCUGGUUCUGCUGCUGACAAAGUUGUGAUUGAGGCUUGCGAUGAAUUGGGAAUAAUCCUUGCUCAUACGAAUCUUCGGCUCUUUCAUCACUGAUUUCAUUGCCCCAUAUUUUAUGGUUUGCUUAUGUGUAGGUGAAAAACCACAUGUAACAUUAUGACAGUAUCUUUUUUAAAAAAUAAAACAUUAAGUCUUAGUCGUCUUGGA